CAAAGAUUAAUUGAAAGAUGCCUUUUUUUUACAGCCUGCAGCCCUGCUGGAAAGUCCAUUAAUGCUACUAGUGGUCACAUUUCAAGCCCCAAUUUUCCCAACAACUAUGACACAAACAGGAUUUGUACCUGGAAUAUCACGGUACCCGGUGGAAAAACCCUCAAACUGACCUUCUUGAACUUUACCCUGGUAGCAGGUGAAAACGAUGACUGUGCUGGAGCGGCAGCAGACAGUGCCCGAGUCUUUAUCACAAACGUUGCCUCUCAUAGAGGAAAACCCAAUGACUUUAAGAUCUGUGGUCAAAAGCUUCCCCCUCCUGUGUACUCCGAGGAACAUUUCAUUCAAGUGAGAUUUGAGUCUCGCACCGGCCUUGUAAACAAAGGGUUCAAUGCAAUCUUUCAGGCGAUAGAUGGAGAUUCACGUAAGAGCUUAUCUUCUAAGGUAGUUUAUAACCGGAAGUAUAGAAGUGUACUGAGCAUGUACCCCUAUUAAACUGAGCGAGAAUUUGUUGAGUAUAUCAUGCAAGUAAUACAGUAGGCAAUCUUUGAACAGCUAUAGUCUGUAGACAAAUACUGCAUAUAAUCAAGCCUUUUACUCGAACGCAAGCUGCUAUAUUACACAAUUGUUAUAUUGAUUAAAGAAUAAAACUGUCAACUUACUGAAAAAGAGCUGUAGGCGGUAUCGAAAAUUCAUUAAGUUUUUUACAGUAGAUUAGAUGCAUUUUACUAAAGCUGGCAGUCUUUGUUACUCUUUUCAGUGUGCCCAACAGAUAUGAUCCUCGAUGAAACAUCAGGUUCCUUCUCCUCUCCUUAUAAUCCAAGAAACUAUCCAUUCAACCAGACAUGUAGCUGGAAGAUUAUAGGGAAACAAGGAUACCGUGUUGAGCUCACAAUACCAGACUAUAAUCUUCAAGGUUGUGAUGGCGCUGCUUGCUCGUGUGACUACAUGGAAGUUCAGAGUAGCUUCAGUGACCAAGUGCUGCCUGGAAAACUAUGUAAUACACCAACACAUAUUCCGGUAAAAUUUUAUUCCCUGCACGAAAGCUUGAGGGUGCUGUUUGUGUCCGAUGAUACAAGCAUGGAUUAUGACGGAUUUGGGGCAACUUACAAGCUGUUGAACUACAGUCCUCCAAGUAAGUAG
This is a messenger RNA of Pocillopora meandrina, 1140 nucleotides long. The record is from the annotation of a GenBank genome assembly. NCBI's taxonomy places the organism in Eukaryota, Metazoa, Cnidaria, Anthozoa, Scleractinia, Pocilloporidae.